Messenger RNA from Sapajus apella (tufted capuchin), 1927 nucleotides. RefSeq names its product phospholipase D family member 4 (gene PLD4). Bases 147 to 1688 code for a protein of 513 amino acids. Gene Ontology annotation, biological process: phagocytosis; hematopoietic progenitor cell differentiation. Lineage: Eukaryota; Metazoa; Chordata; Mammalia; Primates; Cebidae. The transcript has 11 exons. Gene Ontology annotation, molecular function: catalytic activity. The record is from RefSeq and is a predicted model, not a curated record. Gene Ontology annotation, cellular component: endoplasmic reticulum; nucleus; trans-Golgi network membrane.
CGGAUGAGAGGAGACCUCUCAGAACAAAGAGGAAGUAGCUGGAAGUGUAGCAGAAAGCUGCAGAGCGGAGGAGGCAGGCGUGGAGUGCAGGAGACACUGAGCCUACCCCGUCAGCUCGGGGCCUGCAGUCUGCGGCUGGAGCCAGGAUGGACACCAAGGCAGGACCCCCAGAGAUGCUGAAACCUCUUCAGAGAGCAGCAGUGGCCCCCACGUGGCCAUGCGCCACGCCGCCCCACCGCCCAUGGGACAGAGAAGCUGGCAUGGUCCUGGGAGCACUGGCUGUGCUGUGGCUAGGGUCCAUGACUCUCACCUACCUCCUGUGGCAAGUGGCCCUUCCUCCCACCUGGGGCCAGGUGCACCCCAAGGACAUGCCCGGGUCCUGGGGGCAUGGUUCCAGCCCAGCUUGGGAGCCCCUGGAAGCAGACACCGGGCAGCAGAGGGACUCCUGCAGGCUUGUCCUUGUGGAAAGCAUCCCCCAGGACCUGCCAUCUGCAGCUGGCAGCCCCUUUGCCCAGCCUCUGGGCCAGGCCUGGCUGCAGCUGCUGGACACUGCCCAGGAGAGUGUCCACGUGGCCUCGUACUACUGGUCCCUCACAGGGCCCGACAUCGGGGUCAACGACUCAUCUUCCCAGCUGGGAGAGGCCCUUCUGCAGAAGCUGCAGCAGCUGCUGGGCAGGAACAUUUCCCUGGCUGUGGCCACCAGCAGCCCAACACUGGCCAGGAAUUCCACCGACCUGCAGGUCCUGGCCUCCCAAGGUGCCCAGGUACGACAGGUGCCCAUGGGGAGGCUCACCAGGGGCGUUUUGCAUUCCAAAUUCUGGGUUGUGGAUGGACGCCACAUAUACAUGGGCAGUGCCAACAUGGACUGGCGGUCCCUGACACAGGUGAAGGAGCUUGGCGCUGUCAUCUAUAACUGCAGCCACCUGGCCCAAGACCUGGAGAAGACCUUCCAGACCUACUGGGUGCUGGGGGCACCUAAGGCUGUCCUCCCCAAAACCUGGCCUCAGAACUUCUCAUCUGACAUCAACCGUUUCCAGCCCUUCCGGGGCCUCUUUGAUGGGGUGCCCACCACUGCCUACUUCUCAGCAUCACCGCCGGUGCUCUGUCCCCGGGGCCGCACUCCGGACCUGGAGGCGCUGCUGUCAGUGAUGGGGAGCGCCCAGGAGUUCAUCUACGCCUCAGUGAUGGAGUAUUUCCCCACCACACGCUUCAGCCACCCCCGCAAGUACUGGCCAGUGCUGGACAACGCGCUGCGCGCAGCGGCCUUCGCUAAGGGCGUGCGAGUGCGCCUGCUGGUCGGCUGCGGGCUCAACACGGACCCCACCAUGUUCCCCUACCUGCGGUCCCUGCAGGCGCUCAGCGACCCCGCAACCAACGUCUCUGUGGAUGUGAAAGUCUUCAUCGUGCCCGUGGGGAAUCACUCCAACAUCCCAUUCAGCAGGGUGAACCACAGCAAGUUCAUGGUCACGGAGAAGGCAGCCUACAUAGGCACCUCCAACUGGUCGGAGGACUACUUCAGCAGCACGGCGGGGGUGGGCCUGGUGGUCACCCAGAGCCCCGGCGCGCGGCCGGCGCGGCCCGCGGUGCAGGAGCAGCUGCGGCUGCUCUUUGAGCGAGACUGGAGCUCCCGCUACGCCGUCGGCCUGGACGGACUGGCUCCGGGCCAGGACUGCGUCUGGCGGGGCUGAGGCGGGCCCUUCUUCUCUCGGCGACCCCGGCCUCGACCUCAGCCGCUUCCUCCCGCAGGCGGCCCGGCGUGGGCACUGCGCCUGGAGCCGCCUGCGGCCGCUCGGGCGCCGCAAACCACGUGCCCGCUCUCUGAUUUCCCAGGGCCCGCGAAGCCCCGCCUCCUCCAGGGAGCGCUCCAGGAGGCCCCUCGGACUCCGGCCCACAGGCCAGGCCUAAAAUACACUCGUGCUUCCCGGUG